GAAAUAUUGGUAGCGUUAUUGCAGAGACUCGGGAGCACAGCUGUUUGGAGCAGACCAGCAGGGUGUUUUCUCUUUACGUUCGUCUCCCCGCUCACCGGCCACAUCGUAUAGCGGCCUCACAUUGCGUCGUUGCUGUUGUCCUCUCCAUUGUCCGGGGUCGUCCUGUAAGCCGCAGGAUGGUUUUGACAACAUCACAACAAGUCGCCCUGGCGUUCACGGCCGUGCUGUUCACGUUCGUCGCCGUGCCCCGGAUGUUCGGCGUCGGGACCGGGGCGAAGGAGACGAGAGUUGACCCCCGCUACACCAAAAAAGCAGCAGGCGCGGUGAGGGGUCAGCCGGUCAAACCGAACGCCCCCGGUUCGUCCCAGACCGCGGAGAACAUGCAGCAGAUGAAGAAGCUGAUGGAGCAAGACCUGAAGGGUGACAAGUACAAGCCCAACAGCAGCAAGGGCUACGUGUUCACGCUGAUGCCCCUUUACGCCGUCGGCGUCGGAGUGUUUGCAGCCUACAAGUUCUUGAAGAUGAAGUCUGCAGGUGACAAGGCACAGAAGGAGAAAUUGACAAAGGGAGCCAAAAAGUCCGUGGAAGCAGAGAACCAGUUGAACGAGCUGGAACAAAGGCUCGCGCAGACGGAGAGGAUGCUCAAUUCCAUCCUCACGCAGCUGGACCCGCUGACCAACUGUGUGAAGUCUGUGGCCCAGGAGCAAAAGAACGAGAUCAUGUCUCAACUCCAGACCAUCCGGUACCUGAUGAAGAAGCGAGGAAUGGACUGCCCCCCUGUAAAUGAGGCGUCCUGCGAGCGCAACCUGGAAGAACUCAUCGAGUCGCUGGGAGCCAGCAACGCCGCCUCGGCUGCGGAAGCCCACCUUUCAGACGAGCAAAGCGCCACGGGGACCAAACAAGUCGAUCAGAAGCACUCGGAGGUCGACGACGAAGCCACAACAGAGGGCGAAGAGAUGAGGGAGCUCAUACCGGAGGAGUCGGAGGGGGAAGCACAGGUAAAGGUGGGGCCAGGAGAGGACAAUGAAGAGGAAGAAGAAGAAGAAGUAUUGGUGGAAUCUGAGCUCAUGCUUUCACUGGAGGAAAUGCAUGAGACAAACAUUCAGGAGGUUGGAGCAGAGCAGCAGGCGUCCGGCCUCAGGCGACGCAACAGGCCCGACUAAAAUCCCUGCGGGACUUCUUUGCCGUACAGAGACGGGACAGAUCGAUAUUGAUAUUUAUUACCUGAAAGGCUUUCCUUCCAAAAAGCUGUCCGCGUGAUCACCCAAAAACGUUAAUUGCAUUAUUACCUCAUGAGGGAAAGCUCGCCAACAGCAAACACAUAGGGCUUUAUGUACUAGGUCGCUGUCCCGCUUACUAUCCCCAGGGAGAAACAAAAUGGAGAAAAGGCCCAUUUACCAGAAUAUUGUUAAGUAAAUAUUAAACUUAUCUCAGCGAGCUCUCAUUCCCUGUAUUAAGCAUCUGUACUCAUGUUUCCCAACACAUUUAUUCAGAGAGUUUUAAAAUGUCUGCUAUGGUAAUAAUGAGACAUGACAUGAUUUGUAGCAUUCAAGCCACUUCUCAUAUUACCCUCUCACACGAUCCAACGUCUGCUGACUGUGCAUCAUGUUCCCACCACACUGUUAUAACCAAAAUCUGUGGCAAAUGUUUAUUUUGUAUGUACAUAUCGUUUUUGUCUACUCCCUGCAUUGUCAAAAGAAUACAGUUGAGACCGCUGAUGACAUGAUGGUGAGGAUUGGUAGAAUCCGGCCACGGCCUAGUGCUGCCUGUUCUAGAUAGUGUCCUAAUCUCCUUUCCUGUCCACUAAUGAUCACCCAUUUGAACUUGCUUGGUUUUCUAACCAAUACACACAGUACCAGUUUUAAAGUUUGGACGCAGUUUUAUCAUUCAAUGAGAAAGUGCAUCCAAACUUUUCUGGUACUGUAUUUUCUUUGCCAAAAGUGUAUAAUCUACAUGAAGUGAGCGGGUGGUCGAUGCCACUGAUUGUUUGCCUUAACAUUACCUUUCUCAUGGUGAGCAACUCGCCACAAAAAGAUGUAACUGAUAACCGUCAUGGCUAUGUUCCAUUCAAUGCAGUUCAACGACUCAGUCGAAGAACAAAUGUAUGCAAUAAAACAGAGAUUAUUGCACCAUGACUGAUGCCACAGGACGUGAGCUCGGAGCUUUUUAUAGGCUGAUCUUGUGUUCACACUGCUCCAUCCUGUGCGGGUCUCCUCUAGUUGGGAUAAAAACAUUGCAGGGUUCAUGUUGAAAUAACAUUUUCUAUUUUAUUAAUGCAUACUAAUACUUUACUUUUUAAACAUAGAGGGAUGUCGCUGUGUGAGGAGCCUACUCAGACUGCAGAAUAUUCUAAUGUAGUCAUUAUGGAAGUGUGAAUUUGGUCUUGCGGCAUGCUGUCUAUACAUCGAAACAUAACUGCAUGUUGAUUUUGCUUGCACAUUGUGACUGCAUGUUUUUUUCAUUUAAUGAUUGCAACCUUCAUUGGUCCUUUGAUCAACCAUAGAGACAAAACUUGUGUACAAUUCUGCCACCGUAUACUACUUUUUAAAAUCAGUUAAUGUAGACGUGA
Molecule: messenger RNA, 2569 nt
Organism: Gasterosteus aculeatus aculeatus (three-spined stickleback)
Lineage: Eukaryota; Metazoa; Chordata; Actinopteri; Perciformes; Gasterosteidae
Biological process (GO): synaptic transmission, cholinergic; protein localization to cell surface
Cellular component (GO): neuron projection; neuronal cell body; intracellular membrane-bounded organelle
Source: RefSeq, a predicted model, not a curated record